Molecule: messenger RNA, 5789 nt
Organism: Hypanus sabinus (Atlantic stingray)
Lineage: Eukaryota; Metazoa; Chordata; Chondrichthyes; Myliobatiformes; Dasyatidae
Gene: mblac2
Product: metallo-beta-lactamase domain containing 2
Exons: 2
Coding region: 652-1497 (281 amino acids)
Source: RefSeq, a predicted model, not a curated record
UUAUAUUUCUAUGCUAGAAGGACUGUCCUGUUGUACAUACUAUUUAUUACAAAUCAUUGUAAAUUGCACAUUUAGACGGAGACGUAACGUAAAGAUUUUUACUCCUGACGUAUGCGAAGGAUGAAAGAAAUAAAGCCAAUUCAAUUCAAUGAAUCCAAGGAACACAGGCAUCAUCUAUGGAGAAAAGUACAAUCCACGUUUCGGGCCCAGACCCUCCGGCUGGACCGAUUUUGCGGAAGCUGGAAAUCUAACGCAACAGGAGGAACUUAGCACGUCAGGUAGCAUUUUCUACGGAAGGAAAAACCAGUCAAUGACUUGGUUGAGAGCAUUUACCAGGACUGGAAUGAAACGGGGCAGAAACCAAGAAAUUAUUUGAAGCCAGAACCCACCCUCCGGACGGGUUUGACUGGAUGAGCGCCCACCGGCGGCCGGCCACAUGAUUGGCUAAGCCGGUUGUCAGUCCGAAUGGUUCCCUUGGAUGUACGGACCGCCCACCGGCGGCGGUGAAUGGCGAACAUGGCUGUCAGUCAGUCCUUCGGCUGGGGUCCGGAUGGCUCUGAUUGGAUGUGCUGACCUCCGCCACACCGAACGGUAGAGGGUGUUGAUUGGCGAAGACGGCUGUCAGUCACUCUGUCGGCCGGCGGCGGGACCAUGUCUUCGGGCUCGGCCGCGGCGGUGGAGCGGGAUGGUGGCCCCGUCAUAGAGUGGUUCUGGCACCGCCAGGUUUCCCAGGGCUUGUACCUGAUCCGGGAGCGCUUCUUCGAUGCGGGGAAACGGGCCAACAUCUGGCUGCUGCGCGGUUCGCAGCGGGACCUGGUGGUGGAUGGCGGCCUGGGCCUAAAGGAUCUGGCCGGCUACCUGCACGCCCAUCGCCUCAUCGGCGACAAGCCGGUGAUGGCCGUCGCCACCCACGUCCACUUCGACCACUCGGGCGGCCUGCACCACUUCGAGCGGGUGGCCGUACAUCGCCUUGAGGCCGGCGCCCUGAUGCGGGGCGAUAACUACGAGGCGGUGACCUGGCUGUCGGACGCCGACAUCUCCAGGGCCCCUCGGCCGGGCUGGAAGGCGAACACGUACCGGGUGAAAGCUGUGCAGCCCGCCCGGGUCCUGGAUGAGGGUGACGUUAUUAAUCUUGGAAAUCGUCAGCUCACUGUUCUACACAUGCCUGGUCAUUCCAGAGGUUCCAUCUGCCUUCAUGACCAGGAGAAUCGCACUCUCUUUAGUGGCGAUGUAGUGUACAAUGGAGCACUGAUUGACUGGCUCCCUUACAGUAACGUGAGUGACUACAUCCAAACCUGCAAACGCCUAAUGACGCUGGUGGACAAUGACCUUGUGGAAGAAGUGCUACCUGGCCACUUUGAUUCCUUUGAUGGUGAAAGACUUUACAUCUUGGCCUCAAGUUAUGUUUCUAGUGCAGGAGUGUGCCAUAAAAUGUUGUCGUUUGCUACUCGAGGCAUUGCAAGUGUAGUCCUUUGGUUUAAGAAUUCUCAUAGAUGAUAAGAUACACUUAUAUAAGAUAAGAUCUUAGCACCACUUAACCUUUCAGAUUUAAAUAAAAUUGCUUUGUAAAGAAGUGGAAGUCAAAUGUUACUCAUUCUUAGGGAGUUAAGAUUAAUACUUGCUUAUUGAAGGAACACAGCAGGCCAGGACCUUCGGCCCGAAACGUCGACAGUGCUUCUCCUAUAGAUGCUGCCCGGUCUGCUGUGUUCCACCAGCAUUUUGUGUGCGUUGUUUGAAUUUCCAGCAUCUGCAGAUUUCCUCGUGUUUGCUUAUUGAAGGGUGCUGUUUUAUAAUGCUUCUUGUGGAAGAGUUCAGUCAUGUAACAAUUCUACAAGUAAUUUUGUGAUUAUAUACUUAAAAAGAAUGGAAAUGGAAUAUUAGAUUCAACAAACACACACUUUGUAUUUUAUGAAAGACUGCCUUUGAAGUUUAAUUAUUUAUUUAUCGAGAUACCGUGCAGAAAAGGCCCUUCUGGUCCUUUGAGUCACGCUGCCCAGCAAUGCCCCUAUUUAAUCCUGGCCUAAUCAAGGGACAGUUUACUAUGACUAAUUAACCUAUCAUCUUGGAUGCCUUUGGACUGUGGGAGGAAACCCACAUGGGGAGAAUGUACAAACUCCUUACAAACAGUGGUGGGAAUUGAACCCUAGUCACUGGUGCUGUAAAAUGUUGGGCUAACCACUAUGCUAUUGUGCCACUGACCCAUUAGAGAUGCAAUUACUUCACAGUUUUUAAUCUAGCUGUGUAAUUUUAAAACACUUAAAACAUUUAGUUCGUCAUAUGACAUACAAUUUAAACGUUACCUGAUUUUUGCUGGAAAGAGAACAGUUGGAUUACUUAAAUCAGUGUACCAAUUUUUUCUCCCCCUCUAAACAUACAGAAGGGGGUUGAAAAACCUUUCUUAGUCUUUUAUUGAUGAUGAGAAGCAGUUAAAAAUUAUCUCUUCGAAUCUGUAUAUGAUGACGAAGAAGGAAAAUUGUGUUCCUGCUUGAAUAGUUCACAUCUUUGUGAAUUUCCCAAUUGCUCAGCUAACAGGACUAACCUUAUGAUAAAGCACCCGUGUUUCAGGAUGUUAAUUUCUUUUCUGUAGAUAAAUUAAGUUCUGUCACUUAAUUAAAAUAACUAUUCUCUGUUGAAAAAUUUAUCUCCAGUUGAAGUCGAUGAGCAAAUGAACACGAGGAAAUAGCAACACUUCUCCUAUCACUUGUACUGGGGUGCAGGCCACCGACAGUAGCUUGCCAGAGUCCUCUGUCCUGAGCCAAUCUUCCACAUUAUCUCCAUCUCGUGGUGUACCUUUCCUUUCCCAGAGAUGAGGCUUUUGCAGCUUCCGUUGGUGUUUCUGUAGCUCUGGGUUUUUACAGUUUGGGUUGCUAGCCCCAUGCUCAACACACCUCCUUUCGUAGCCAGCUUGGGCAGUCCCCGAGGAGUUAGGAAAUAGUAUGGUGUAAAAUGAGGAUCUAUACAAAUUCCAUCAGAAAGCUUGGCAACUUUUAAAAUCAAUUAACUUGUAUAUCUACAGUUGGGUCAGACGUUAGUGCUUUUUAAUGUAAAAAUGUGUUCAGGGCAAUUUCAGGGCAGGGUCAUGGGCUGAGCAAGGAUUAGGGGUGAGCUGAUCAUUCGGUCCAAUAGUCUGAAGCAAGGGUUCCCAAACAGGGUCCAUAGACCCCUUGGUUAAUGGUAAGGCUCCAUGGCAUAAAAAUUAGGAACUCCUGAUCACUCUGAAGGAUGCCAAGACCUUGUCUAGCUGAGAGUCAGCCUGGAAGGGUUUUCUGUGGAACAUGAUGAGGAUAUGUAUAGUGGAGUUUUGUAUCGAUCACUGUUCUCCUGUGUGCUUCACAGUCCUUUGUCUUUGGUGAUGAUAUUCUGGAGAGCCUCUCACUAUUGUCAAGUGAUAGCAUAGGUACUAUCCAAGAGAAAACCAUUAUGAAAUGUCUAAAUAGGAUAGUUUGCAUAAGAGCAAGUCUUGCAGCCGGUGUUAGAAUUAAUGGGAAUAGUAGUUAAUAGUAAUAUAAUUGCACAUUAAAAUAGUGGAUACAAUGUUGCAAUUAAUUAUUUUGUUACUGACAGGAAUUUAUUCAAAAACUUGAAUGAAUUUUGUUUUUAUCUGUGGCAAGAGGCCUUUGCUUAUGUAUUUGCAUAUAACUGAGAGCUUAAAUCGGUAAAUAGGGUAAACUUGAAAUAGGUAAUUGAACUGGGGCAUCCCCUUUAGUUAGGAACAUUUAAGCAAGGUCUAGUUAACAUUCUACAGUGUCAGGAAACACAACAGGGCCUCCAUGCACUUCUAAGUUCAAAGUAAAUUUAUUAUCAUAGUCACUAUAUACAACACAGAGAUUCAUUUUCCUGGGGACAUGCUCAAUAAAUUAUAGAAUAAUAACCAAAAGGGAAUCAAUGAAAGACUGUCCAACUUAGUUUAAUCGACAAACACCCUGGUAAGACACUUUGCAAAGUCUUACUGAAAUGGUAUGAACCUUCCUCAUACUGUUUUACCUGCUGGACUGUGUAAGCAGUAUCGGAGAUCCAGGAAAGUGAAGUUUCAUGCACUUAUUUAUCUUUGUAAAGAAGAAAGUGUUACAAUGUAUUGUCAACAUCUUCACCUGUCUUCUAAAAUACUCUUCUGGUUAUAACAUGAGAGAGCAACAUUGUGUGAGGUGUGUUUUGAGUUUCUAGUAUAGAAUAAAAUAUGGGAAAUAAAUAAUGAUUUAAUUCUUAUGUUGAGCAAGAAAAAUGAAACAGAAUCCACAGGUGGUAGUUUAUAUGUUCGAUCUUGAUUAAUUUGUUACAUCUGUAGUGAAUAUGAAUACCAAUGAAAACAAGCAUAUUGCCAAUAAAACAUGUUUAGUAGUUUGUAGGGGAUUCAUGUUAAAAGUUAACUUUUGCAUCAAGCUUUUAAAAAAACUAACUAUAAUCCAAUUACAUUUUGAAAUUCUGGAAUAAACAGAACACAAUCAUAGAAGUCACAGGUCAGUUUACUUCCAGCUCAUGUGAUUGUUCUAAUUCAAGGUCUUUGUUACCUUAUUUUGGGAAUGAAUCAUUUCACAGUCCUUCAUCACUGUACAUCCUGCACAUCCAUUAUAUCAGUAUUUAAAAUAAGUGCAUUCAAAAGAUUAACAGUAUUCCUGAUGACGUGUUUUGAUUUGACACAGGCAACAAUUUAGCUGAUACAUUUAUAUUGCAUGGGAGUUCCUUCAAGACAACAGGAAAUAAAAAGUACCUCCAUUUAAAUGAGUUAGAAUGAAACCUGCCAGACAGUUACACUACUUGUGUUAAUCAAGGUAUUAUGGGACAUUCAGAGGUGCCCAAUUUCUAAAUUUGUUUCACUUUUAUAGUUUAUAUCACUGUAUCUGCAUAAUAAUUUUCCAAAUUUCUUGUGUGAUUUUACUCAAUUCUCCCCCUUUGUAGUUGUAUUUGACUGGCAUAUCAGAAAAGCUGAGAAAAUAUAUAAAAUAUACAUGAAACACAUCUAUAGUAAAAUAAGUUCUGAAGAUGCUCCUUUCUUUUCUGUCAACAGAUGUUUAGACUUGUUUCUGUCAGGGCAUGAGCCAAUUCUGAUUUUUUUAAAAAAAAAAGCAGCAACUAUAUAUGCAUCCCAGUGGUAAAUUGUUUUAAGACCCUGUCAAAUAAUAAUUUAUUGUAACCAGCUUACAUCUGAGCUUCACUUUGUAUCCUCUGUGGUGCUAUCAUCGUCUGUGGUUUGGGAUUUCGUUCUUCAGUAAGGAUUGGGGGAAAAAGUGUUAUUUAUUUUAAAUAUUGAGGUUUUUGAUACAAAAUGCAUUUGCAAGAUUAUAAAGAAGGCAUCAGCAUAAAAGACAAUUGAUAAUGAGUUUUUAAAAUUCUCCAGUGACUAAAAUAAUUUGAGUAUUAAUAAUCUGUAUGGAUACCUCACACCCAGCCAGGUUCAUGGUAGUCGGUGUCUGGCAACGGACUCCCCUGUGCUUGAGAACUGAAGGAAAACGUAAACAAAGUCACAGCAACUUGUCAGUUGAGCUAUGCGUCUUUUUCACACACAUUCAAGUAUGUAGCUCAGCAAGGUGUAGCUGAUGGUAUAAUUCAAGCAAUCACAGGUAUAAUGUUCAUAUUGGCACGUGAAUGGAAAGUUGUUAGGAUUUAUAUUUUUGGCAGCCUUAGCAAUUAAACGUGUGGUUUAAGCCAAGCAAGGCAAUCCACUGCUAGGGGGAAAUAUAAAAUAUUUGUGACUUUGCUAAUUGAGGUUAAAUUAUACUAAUCAAUUCACUUGGUUUAAACAUUGCAGUUGUAUGUCUUAUUGCUGUGAAAUAAAUCACUAAUUUUUUCUA